AUGGAUCAGGACAAGAAAGCUGCGCAAAAUCGACGAAAUCGGUUACGGUACUGGACGAAGAAAUUGACGCCCAAACUCGGAGCGGGGCAUUUUCAAGGAAACGAGGGUUGGCCCGGAAAAAAUGGACCCGAAGCUCGCGACCACUUCUACGACGAGGAACUUGAAAAGGGGGAACAGGACAAAGACAUCGUUGCACACGGAUGGCGAGUGAAAUUUGUUGGCUGCUGCAAGGACCUGAAUACUGAUGUACUCUACGGCGAUGGAUUUCAUCACUUUUCCCUCGAAAAAAUCGGCGGCGGUCCAAAGAUCAAAUGCGAGGCGACUGAAUACUGGUGGUACUACGACCAUGUUGUUGGAUCGGAGAAGACCAAGGUCACCGAAGGUGGCAAGAUCGAGAUGAAAUUGAAGCGGCAAGUUCGAUCCGCUUACGUGGUCGUCAACUGCUGGAUUCUCCCAGAAGAUUCUCCUGUGGCACCAACUGAAGAAUCUUCUGACGAAGAACCCGACCAUGAUGCGGCGAUCGACGUCGACGAGGGGGGCUGCAGCGUUAUGUGA
Molecule: messenger RNA, 555 nt
Organism: Oikopleura dioica
Lineage: Eukaryota; Metazoa; Chordata; Appendicularia; Copelata; Oikopleuridae
Source: the annotation of a GenBank genome assembly